Molecule: messenger RNA, 1730 nt
Organism: Ixodes scapularis (black-legged tick)
Lineage: Eukaryota; Metazoa; Arthropoda; Arachnida; Ixodida; Ixodidae
Biological process (GO): intrinsic apoptotic signaling pathway in response to oxidative stress; neuron apoptotic process
Cellular component (GO): mitochondrion
Source: RefSeq, a predicted model, not a curated record
CUGUACGUAGUGAUAUCUUACCAACAAGCGUGCACAUGUUGUCGACGUUGUUUCUGGUUUUACCAGCGAUUCAGAGCUUUUCGACAUAGCAAGGGAUUACUUCAGAGACACCGGCUCGCUAUCGCCAAUGCCGGCACGGCAGCACUUUUGUGUCGAGCUUGGAGCGUUCCUGCCACCGCGCAUUGCGCAAACAGCGACCAGGUUCAAGACCUAAAUCCGGCAACGUUGUCCCACGAAUUCCUCAUCAAGCAGGCUAGCAUCGCUGCCGUCGAAGCAACAUCUAGGAUCUUGAUGCAGCUGACGGCUGCUGUCUUGGACGCACACGAAGCAUACUGCAAGAGCCUGAACCGGAUGUGCUCGUUGAUGAAGACCUUCGAGACCGAGCUGGGACGGUGUGCCGGCAGCGACGAGUUGUGGCUCGAGCUCAUCGCCAUGAGAGAGGAGGCCAACCGUCUCAAGGCCAACCUCGUCAACCUGGAAUCCCGGAUGCAGAGCGUCUCCAACCUGGUCGAAGCCAUGGCGCAGACGGCGUUUGUCAACGGCGCCGAGUACGCGGGCAUCAGCGCCAACGAGCGCCUCCUCUCGGCACAGCGCGAGAUCAGGAGCGCCGCCAAACGCACCGCCAGCCUUGAGGCGGUGCUCAACGAGGCCCAGAAGGCCAGCAUCAUCGCCGCCCUAGACAACGACGACUACGACGACCUCGACGACAGGAAAAAGCCGCAAUGACAAUCCUCGUCCUACUGGCAUUUGCAACGGGAAGUGAAAACGGCUGGUCAAAAGGAUUACCAGCUGCACCGAUCCCGGAUAUCGCAUGGUCCUUAGGUAAACUACUUACUGGCCUGGAAUCUUCGGCAGUAUCUGCCCUAGUCAGUUUUGUCACCACGAGCUGCACCGAUCAAUGUAAGAGUAAUUCCGAAAUCAUACGACACCUAGGUCUGGAGCGUAGAUGCCGUUCCUAAUCAUUCAUCUUUUCGAAGGGCCAGUGGGGUUUUAUGAAAGGGCAGACACAUCUAGCGACUUUCGUUGUGGCAACUUCUCCGAACCCUCGUCAGUUCGUUAGACACUCCGAGUGAUCCGAUUGGUUGACUCCUAACGUCGGCAGCAUGCCUCAGGUGCUUCAACUCGUCCCUAGGGAAAUCCUUCCCAUAGCAUGCAGAAAAAAUUCCGGACCAGGUAACCGAAGGACCAUGGCUACAGUACCCAGCUCUUUCGGACAAAGAUGAAGCUCAAGCAUUAUCCUGCCUAUGAGAUACAGCCUGCAACAUUUUUUUCGGGCCGUCUUUGGCCAACCACGAUACUUAGGACAAGAGAGUGCACGGCGACGUCUGCUAUCUUGUUGAUGGAAGAGAGCCUGCGAUUGUGUCUCUGUUAUCCUGUCAGCCGGGAUAGCAAGGACAAAGAAGAGGAUAUCCCAGCGGCAUCCACAGACUUGUUGGUGUAGGACAGCCGGAAUCACUCGCUUGGUCAUCCUGUCUUCUGUAAACAAGAAUGACGACUAUCCAGGACAAGCAAACAAGUGCCUCAAAGUUAUCCUAAGCACCCAGGGGCGAUUCCCAAGGACAAUAAAAAGCCGCUUCAACACUUGGUAUCAUCCUGCUUCCAGUUGGUAUAGAUGUGCGCGAUAUCCUUUGUCCGGUCUUUCAUCGAAAAUGGCAAAACUGACAAGCAAAUGUUCUCCUGGCUUUGUCCUGCGCCUGCCAGCAUGGACAAUAUAAAGAAUGGUUCACACA